AUAGCUUUAAUGAAUGAUAUGGCGUGUUGCAUCUUCUUUACGUUGUUUUAACUUUCUAGAAACGAGUAGUUUUUUUGUGAUUGAAUAUCUUAAGUUUUUUUGUUUAAAAUUUUCGUAAAAUGGCCUCGAAAGACGAGAAAAAGGAGCCGAACCCGCCGAAAAGCAACGCGAAGCCUUACGGCCGCGUGUUGCUCACGUUGAAAAAUCAACUUUUGCCCGAGGACAAGUUGACGAUCACGCCGUCCCAAAAUGACGGGCUCAGUUUAGACGCGGAAACGGAUUUACGAAUUUAUGGCUGCGAGCUCAUUCAGACGGCCGGGAUUUUACUUAAAUUACCUCAGGUUGCAAUGGCCACCGGACAAGUUUUGUUGCAAAGGUUCUAUUAUACGAAAAGUCUGGUACGGCACCCUGUGGAGCACACGGCCAUGGCAUGUGUGUGCCUAGCCUCAAAAAUUGAGGAGGCCCCAAGGAGGGCGAGAGACAUUAUCAAUGUGUUUACCCACAUUCGACAAGUGAAUUCUGGAGAUCCUAUACAUCCGGUGGUUUUGGACCAGAACUAUAUACACUUGAAAAAUUUAGUUAUCAAGGCGGAGCGGAGGGUGCUGAAGGAGCUUGGAUUUUGUGUACACAUUAAACAUCCCCAUAAGAUUAUCGUAAUGUAUCUUCAAGUACUCAAUUUCCAAAACAACCAAAAACUCAUGCAGUACUCCUGGAACUAUAUGAAUGAUUCCCUUAGGACUGACGUAUUCGUAAGAUACCAACCGGAAACAGUGGCGUGCGCCUGCAUCUACCUCACGGCGAGAAAACUGAAACUACCCCUACCGAAAAACCCCCAUUGGUUUACGUUCUUCGGCGCCACCGAGAAGGAAAUUCGGGAUAUUUGCAUUAGGAUAUUAAAAUUGUAUAGUAGACCAAAGCCGAACAUAGACGACCUGGAAAAGCAAGUGGAGGAUUUAUGCGAAAAGUAUAAAAACCAGAGGGCCAAAGCCAAAGGGAUCAGCGGCAAUAAUUCGCCCAAUAAUAAUUCCCAAGAUCCCCAAAAGACUUCCGCUCAUAACGCUUGGGGAGGAUUUAUUAGUCGUUCCGGUAGCCAUAUGCCUCCCCCGGUAAAUGACAAACGAUCACGCUCCAGAUCGCAAACCCGAUCCCCGGACAGGAGACACGCCAGUAAAAAGGCGAAAAAAUACAGAGCAGACCGAUCCAGAACCAGAUCGCCCAAAAACCAUAAGAAGAAUCACAAAAGAAAAAGCUACUCUAGAUCAAGGAGCGAUUCUCCUAGAAAAUCGAGAAAAACUCGGGAUAGAAAGAGAAGUAGAUCGUACAGUAACGAUCGCGACAGUAAAAACGAUCGUUACAUCGACAGAUACGACGAUCGCAACGACAAGGACAAAAAAUAUAGCACUAAAGAUAAAUACAAAGAAGACAGAGAUAGAGACGGUCGGCACGAAGACCGAAGGGACUCGAAGAAGUACGAGAGAGAGCGAGAGGAGAAAAACAAAGAGGAUAAGUAUGCUAGGGAGGACAAGUACUCGUCGAAGGAUGACAGUAAGGAGAAAUACGCGUCAAAAGAGGAAAAGCACAAAAAGUCGAAGCACCGAGAGAGAUCGAAGAGCAGAUCGAAAGAUAAAAGGAGACGGAGUUAAUUUUAAGAGAGGGCUACUUUUUUUUAGGUAUCAUAUAUUAAGAUAAGAUGUUUAUAAUAUCGUGAGUUGUACAUAGUCUUUGGAAUUAAAUUAUAUUUUGUCUUAAAGUUUUA
Messenger RNA from Anthonomus grandis grandis, 1756 nucleotides. RefSeq names its product cyclin-L2. The record is from RefSeq and is a predicted model, not a curated record. Gene Ontology annotation, cellular component: nucleus. Bases 120 to 1643 code for a protein of 507 amino acids. The transcript is spliced from 7 exons. NCBI's taxonomy places the organism in Eukaryota, Metazoa, Arthropoda, Insecta, Coleoptera, Curculionidae. Gene Ontology annotation, molecular function: cyclin-dependent protein serine/threonine kinase regulator activity. Gene Ontology annotation, biological process: regulation of transcription by RNA polymerase II.